Messenger RNA from Danio rerio (zebrafish), 1928 nucleotides. RefSeq names its product serpin peptidase inhibitor, clade F (alpha-2 antiplasmin, pigment epithelium derived factor), member 1 (gene serpinf1). The record is from RefSeq and is marked provisional. Gene Ontology annotation, cellular component: extracellular region. Gene Ontology annotation, biological process: negative regulation of angiogenesis; positive regulation of neurogenesis. Gene Ontology annotation, molecular function: serine-type endopeptidase inhibitor activity. Lineage: Eukaryota; Metazoa; Chordata; Actinopteri; Cypriniformes; Danionidae.
UGAGAACUGAAAAUCUGCACGGAGCGACGGUAAAGAAAACAGGAUGAAGAAGAUAGUUCUGCUCGUUGGUUUGUGGAGUCUCCUCUCCCUCUCACAUGCUCAGUUGGCAGACACAACAGAUGCAGAAGGUGAGGAAGAAGCAGUUGACCUUUUUACCACUCCACGCACCAAGCUGGCUGCAGCAACCUCUGAUUUUGGCUACAACCUGUUCCGUCAGCUGGCAUCGCGUGACACCAAGGCCAGCGUCUUUUUAUCCCCCAUGAGUAUAUCAGCAGCCUUUACACAGCUAUCAAUGGGAGCGUCUGAACGGGCCGAGAAGCAGAUUUACAGAGCCCUUCGCUAUCACACACUUCAGGACAGUCAGCUCCAUGACACACUCAGAGAUCUUCUGUCCUCACUCAGAGCAUCAGCCAAGGGCUUCAAGUCAGCAGAACGCAUCCUUUUGGCGAGGAAACUUCGUCUAAGGCUGGAAUACCUUAACAGCGUUGAGAAGCAAUAUGGUGAACGGCCUCAGAUUCUUGCUGGUGGAGCCCGGGACCUCAAGACUGUUAAUGACUGGUUUAAACAGCAGACUGGAGGAAAAGUGGAUCAAGUCGUUCCUUCCCCUCUUCCUCGUAACACAGCUCUGCUGCCAGUCGGAUCUGCCUAUUUUAAGGGUAAAUGGAUAACUAGAUUCGGCAAACCUAAUAAGAUGGAAACCUUCAGGAGAGAUGGACAAGCACCUGCUGUUAUUCCCAUGAUGGAGCAGGAGAAUUACCCAGUGAAGAUGGGUAUCGACUCUGACCUCGGCUGCACGAUAGCCCAGGUUCCUAUGGAGGAUGGAGUGAGCAUGUAUUUUUUCUUACCUGAUGAGGUCACUCAGAACCUGACUCUAAUAGAGGAAGCACUUACAGCUGAAUUUGUCCAGGACCUGUCAAAUUCACUCCACACGGUGAAGGUGCUGCUCACACUCCCAGUUAUCAAACUCAGCUACAAGACAAACCUGCUGCCCUCCCUCUCUGACCUGGGUCUAUCUGAAUGGUUAGCAGAAACAGACCUUACCAAAAUCACCAGUCAGCCAGUCAAGCUGAAUGCAGUCCAUCAUAAGGUUGUCCUGGAGACAGCUCCAGAGGGCGCAGAGUAUGCCAGCACCACACCCAGUGCCACAGGUCAAUCGCUGGGUCUAUCGUACCGUGUGGACCGGCCCUUCCUUUUUCUAGUCAGGGAUGAGCCUUCAGGUGCACUUCUCUUCAUUGGGAAAGUGCUGAACCCAAGUGAUCUCUAAAGGGUAUGAGACAGAAACACACAUACACUCGCACUUAAAUGCACAGGAGGCACCAGCAACUUACACGAGCUCAUUUUAAACCCAAGUCUAUACCCAAAAUAUAAAUAUUUUCAUAUACAGUGGCCAUUUGGAGAAAAAUGAUCACAGCCAGCCGCAUUUUUAACAUGCUUAUGCAGUACACACUCAAACAUUGGUAUGUGCAGCAGACAUUCACAGUCGAGCCAUACUAAAAUAUUCCACUUGUGCCUUUGAUUUGGAAUAUUUUAUGCACAAGGCUCAGUGUAAAUGUUUUGGAUUUUAGCCAGAUGAUUUUAAUUCAUUUUGAUGAUUAAUAACUUGAUGCUCACAAAUAUAACUCAACCUUUAAGUAACUAAUCUUUUAGCAAACAUCCCUCAGGUAUUUACAGCUGCUAAUAAUGAUUAUGCAAUUAAUGGUAUGCAUCUCAAAAGCAUGUUGUUAUGACCAUCUUCUUUUCUGUAACGAUUUGUUUGAGUAUUUGAUACGUUUGCCUUAUGACUUUACUUAACAGUCCCUCAGAAAUGUUCAAAUUACACUCAAAUCAAGUUCAGAUCACAUUCCCAUAUGUACAUUUAUCACCAGCUAAGAUUAUACUGAAUUUGUAUAUUAUGUUGAUUCAAAUAAAGGAGAAAUACUUGCAAUCAG